AUACGAUAAAUGGCGCUAAAUUUUAUAAACAAAGAAGGUUAUGUUGAACCAAAAUCAGUGAAAAAUCCGCUUUUGUAAAAUAUAUGACAAUAGAUUCAGAGAACAUUUAACGAGCAAGGACGAGUGAACAGUUAUUAUACGAUAAACAAUGAACAAACCUGGUUCGAUUCGACAAAUUAUUGUGAAGGAUUUUGUAACGUAUAGCUAUGCCGAGCUUAAUCCUGGACCAAAUCUUAAUAUGAUAAUAGGCCCAAAUGGCAGUGGGAAAUCGACGAUUGUUGCUGCAAUUAUCUUGGGAUUAGGAGGAAACCCGAAAACUGUCGGUCGUGGUACUAAAAUUUCGGAGUAUGUGCGGCACGAUUGCGAACGAGCUACCAUACGAAUUAUUUUAUAUAGUCAUAAUGAGGAUGAAUCUGUAUGUAUCAGUAGACAUUUUGAUACUUCCGAUAAAACAACAUGGGAACUAAAUGGGAAAAAAGUACCGUUUAAAGAAAUUGAACAGACCAUACAGCAGUUUAACAUACAAGUGGAUAACUUAUGCCAAUUUUUACCUCAGGACAGGGUGCAAGAUUUUGCAAAAUUGAACAAACAACAACUGCUCCAGCAAACCCAAGUCGCCAUUUGUAGAAAUGAUUUGAUGGAAAAGCAGCAAAAUUUGAUUAAUUUUCGCGAAAGACACAAAGAGAUUCAAGUUUCCUUGGAAAAUUGGGCGAAGAAAUUGCAAGAGUUACAGGAUGCCAAUAGUCGAAUAGAGGGAAAAGUUCAAAAUUUAACCAAAAAGAAGAAAUAUGCGAAAUAUAUCGAAGAUAUUGAGCGAAAGGUUGCGUGGGUUAAAUAUGAAAAUCUUCGCAUAAAACUUGACGAUAUCAAACAAGAUAAAGCAAGAGCGACUGAGGCGUUAAAUCAACAUAGGACCGCACUUCAACCCAUACGAAGUACUAUCGGUAAUGCGGAGAAAGUGGUUCGAAAUAUUGAGCAAAGGAUUAGAAAUGUGAACAAUGUGAUAAGGAGUCACGAAACUGAAGUACAAAGCAAAUUGGACGGUUCUACAAAAGUAAAAUCGAGUCUUGUAGAAAUUCAAGGCGAUUUGGAUGCUAAAUUACGAGAAAUAGACACCAGAAAUGAGGAAAUUUUAAAAAUUCAAAACGAGAUUACCGAACUUAACGAAAAAAAAUCACAACUGCAGCAACAGAACGGUGUCGAAAGAGAAAACAACAUUAGAUCUCUUAAUGAGGAAGCUCGGAGAAUUAUGUCCGUGAUUAACAGGGACACCGAAAAAAAAGGCGAGUGCGAAAAUUCCAAACGCAAUAAAUCGUACGAAAUGCGCUGCCUUGAAAACGAGCUGGAAAACUUGGAAAAUGUGAAACAGCAGCGCUUGGAAUGGUUACGACGUAUGGAUAAGCAUGCGUAUUCCGCAGUUCAGUGGUUGCGAAAAAAUAAAGAGUUAUUCAAGGGUCCGGUUUAUGAGCCAAUGUUGCUAGAGUUGAAUGUUUUAAAUCCCAACCACGCGAUAUUCGUCGAAAAUACAAUUCCGAUCAGAGACAGAGUUGCAUUUACAUGCGUGUUGAAAGAAGAUAUGAAUACGCUCAUAGUGAAAUUGCGGGACGAACAGAAAUUAAAUGUUAACGUGGUACAUUCUGGAAUGGAACGAUCCAGCAUAAACCAGUACCAGCCGACAAUUCCGAUUGAACAACUAAAACCGUUUGGAAUGUUUGCCUAUAUCAAAUCUCUCGUCACCGGACCAGAACCGAUUAUGAAGUAUUUAUGCAAAACCUAUCAAAUACAUAACAUUCCUGUGGGGAAUAGUCUGACAAAUCAACGUUUCGAAAGUGUACCGCCGCAAAUUACAAACUUCUUCAGCGAUACCUAUCGGUUCUCGACGAGUUAUUCAAAAUAUACAAGAGAAAAAAGUACCAGGCAAAAUGAAAUAAAAUCCGACAAUAGUUUCUCAAUUUCUAUGGACGCGGAGCGUAUUGAAAAUAUUCGUGGCCAAUUGACUGAAGUACAACAGUUUUGUCGUAAAUAUGACGACCAAGUCAGCAGUUUGAAUAAUCAGAUUAACCAAAAUAAUCAAAGUCUGACGUUAAUUCGACAAAAUAUCCAAGGUUUAAAGAAGGUAAAACAAGAUAUAGAUGCUUGUGAGUCUCGACUAAGGAUAUUAAAGAACAAACUGCAUCAGAUGGAACAGAAUCCGGCAACGAAAGAAGAAAUCGAACGAGAAUUUCAUGCUCAAAUAAAGCACGUUCUUAAUCGGUUGGUUGGCGUGCAAAAGGAAAUCAAGGAAGCUUUUAAAUCCUAUUCCAAAGUAAUAUUAGACGCAGAUCUGGAUAAAAUUAACCUAGAAACAAAUCGUAAACAAAUAAUUUUUUUAAAGAAUAAGUCGAAAGAUUUAGAAACACUACUUGCUAAAACCGAAGAAACUUUAAACGUCAUUAAGACGACAUACUCAAACGUCAUGGCGGAAGGAAAGGCAGCGUUAAGUAAAGCGAAACAACUUUCUAAUGGACAUACCCCUAACGAUGAGGGAUUCGAUGUAUUCAGGGACGUUUACGAUCGUUUGCCGCAGGAAUUAGUGGAUCUGGAAUCGGAAAAGGAGGGCACGCUCGCGAAAAUCGAUUGUCUUAGUACAGCCGACGAUAACGAGUUGGGCGAUUACCACAAGAGGCAAGAACUUAUAAUCAAAUUUGAAAACGACAUCAGGGACGGCCACGCCCAGUUGGACAAUACAAAUUUGAAUAUGGACAAAUUGGAAAAGGAGUGGUUGGAGCCGCUGGAACAGUUAGUGCAAGAGAUAAAUGACAAAUUUAGCACUGCGUUCAGGCGAAUGGGAUGUGCUGGAGAUAUUUCUAUAUACAAAGGUCCAAAUGAGAAAGAUUUCUCGGAAUACGGUUUAAGCAUCAAAGUGAAAUAUAGAGAUUCCGAGCCACUUCAAGAACUAAACAAUAUUGUGCAAAGCGGUGGAGAACGAGCGGUCGCAACUGGUGCAUUCAUGCUAUCCCUACAAGAACUCACUCCUGUUCCUUUUCGUUGUGUUGACGAAAUUAAUCAGGGUAUGGACUCUAAUAACGAGCGACGAAUCUUUGAGCUUCUUGUUGAUGCUACUACCCAAUCUGACACCUCACAGUAUUUCUUUAUUACUCCAAAGUUGGUGCCAAAUUUAAAGUUUGUUAAAGGCAUGACCGUCCAUAUCGUUCACAAUGGUCCUUUUGUCACGUCUCAAAAGGAGUGGAACCAAGCUUUUGAUCAUGUAAAGAAAGCUGCUUUACAUAAGUGAUUCGUUUUUUUAUACUUUUGCAAUGAUUAGGUUACCAAACGUUAAUGUAUAUCGAAUAAAUGAAAUUA
Molecule: messenger RNA, 3342 nt
Organism: Photinus pyralis (common eastern firefly)
Lineage: Eukaryota; Metazoa; Arthropoda; Insecta; Coleoptera; Lampyridae
Gene: SMC5
Product: structural maintenance of chromosomes protein 5
Exons: 11
Coding region: 149-3274 (1041 amino acids)
Biological process (GO): double-strand break repair via homologous recombination
Cellular component (GO): Smc5-Smc6 complex
Molecular function (GO): ATP binding; ATP hydrolysis activity
Source: RefSeq, a predicted model, not a curated record